Molecule: messenger RNA, 1821 nt
Organism: Cladophialophora psammophila CBS 110553
Lineage: Eukaryota; Fungi; Ascomycota; Eurotiomycetes; Chaetothyriales; Herpotrichiellaceae
Exons: 1
Coding region: 1-1821 (606 amino acids)
Source: RefSeq, a predicted model, not a curated record
AUGCUGCAAUCCCCUCCAAAAAGACGAAAGAUCGAGCCAACUCAGUCGCAGACAAAGAAUGGCGCCACUGCCGAUAAUGGACAACCCACAACUCCCACCAGAGCCUCCUACCUCUCUCCCACGAAAAGUUCCUUGGCGCGCUCCCAUCCCCAUCUCAUCACUCGAGCUUCUCGUCGCUCAGUCACCGAACCAAGGGGAAAACUCUUGAGGGACGAAAUCCUGGGAAGAUCUGAUCACAUUCUUGAGGCACCCAAGACAGCAUCCCAGGUUGCCCGCAUUCAGAGUGCCGACCUUUUGGUAGAGGCAUCCUUGACCCCCGCAAACCAAAACCCGUCGAAGGGAGAUCUCGCUGAAUUGGCAAAGGGGUCGACCACAAAUAUUGGUCAGCCCACUGAUAAGGGGAGUCCGGCACUGAAGGAGCGUCAGCCUGCAAAACAUACGGCUUGGGAAAGAAGUGCACCUAGUGAAGAGCCCGCUUCACCAGCAAUCCUGCCCAACCUGGUCCCAAGAAAAGAGACGGAUGGUAGGCCUGUUCCACGGAGUGAAAGCGGUGAGCCUGAUCUACCUCCGACGCCCGUUGAGCUGGGUCUCAAUCCUGCGCCUGAACGACCUCGUGGUCUUGCAUUAAGCAGUAGCCCUGGGAGUUCGAAGAUGAGUAGGAGAUCGGGUAGAUGGAGAACCGAGUCACGGGGCCUUCUCACGAGCAGUCCUCUCAAACCCAGGGCGCCUCCAGCUGUGGAACCCUCCGAUGAAGAGAAUGAGAGCAUGCAGGAUGACGUUCAAGAAGCAUCGGAGAGCGAGACUGAAGAAGCGCAACGAAACAAUGAAGAAAUGACCGAAGAGAGUGGAAGGCAAGCGUCAACUCUGGAUUCAUUAUACAGAAGAUUACAACAACUGAGAAAGGAGAACGAACAACUCCAGGCAGCUAUUGAUGAUGACAAUGAUUUGAGCGAGGAAACUGUUUCUAUGCUACAGCAAUCACUCCUCGAGGACAAACUCCCUCGAAGCUUUGAGUUUACCGAUGGUGGUGGCAAAUUGCUCUCCCACUUAACAUUCUUUGCACCUGGCAACCUGCAACUGAAUGCUCAGACAGAGACCAAGGCGUUUAGGGAUCGUACGAAGAUCAUCCACUUAUUGAAGGUCGAAGCGCCACCUCCAUGGCCUCCAGAUGCCCUUUCUUGUGUCUUUGAAGUGGUUGUGGACGCCCAGACUGCCAAAGUCGAACAUGUGGACCUGAAGGAGCCAAUGGGCAGAGCACGGCGUACCAAGUCCACAAAAACCGAGAUCUACAAAUGGGUUAACGACCGUUUGGAGCACCCUCUGCAUCGACUUGAUGUAGGUGGCCUGAUCUGGGGCAUAGGACGAUGGUUCAACGCUGCGGUCGAACGUGCCAAAAUCUUUCACUGGAUGGACACCAAAUACAACAGAUCCUCAGCGCACGUUGAACAUCAGAAUGAGGAUGGCAAAGACCAACAGUUGACUCAGGAGAAAGCCAUUGAACUAGCACGAUACCUGGACAUGACUGAAAAUACGGCGGUCGACGCAGAAGUCACCGCUACUGCAGGCGGCAAGAAAUUCAGAAAGAAAGUCAUGCUCAUAUGGACUAUGAACAUUGACUGGGCAGGUGGACUUAGGUCAGACAUCCAGACCACGUUCAGUGGAAUUCCGCAAAAAGCCGAGCCUGGGUUGAGGACCGUCUUCUGCAGCUUGAUCCCGACCUUGGGCGUCAAGGGAGCAUUUGAGAACAUUUGGACACUGCUCCAUGGAGACGGUGACGAAUUCAGAUUCAAUAGUGAGUUGAAGGGCAAGAAAAAGGGGUGA